This is a messenger RNA of Coturnix japonica (Japanese quail), 911 nucleotides long. NCBI's taxonomy places the organism in Eukaryota, Metazoa, Chordata, Aves, Galliformes, Phasianidae. The record is from RefSeq and is a predicted model, not a curated record.
UUAACCCCCAUUAUAACCCAGUCAACCCCAUUAGGACCUCCCACACCCUCCAUAAUCCCUAUGGAAGACCCCCCCCCCCAAUUCCCAUCCCAUUCUCCCUAUGGGGCCCCUCCAUUAUCACCCCUCCCCAAGUAUGCCGCUAUUUUGGGGUCUCCUCCGCCCCCCAUUAAUAAAAGUCAAUUCCUGGUGCUGGAUUUUUGCCCUUUUCGGCUUCUUUUUGCCUUCAAAAUGGCGGCGAUUCACUGUUCAUGGUCGGAACCAUCAACUCGGUGCCCUCAGUUUCCAGUCGGACACUAUUUACUGUAGGAUCUAAUUCCACUUCCGGUCUGAGCUUUAAUCCUUUCACUUCCGGUCAAACCUAUCGGUCAGACUUAUCCAACUUCCGGUCUACUCUAUAUUGCGUCACUUCCGGUCCGAUCAGCUCACCCACUUCCGGUCAGACUCACUAUUCACCUCCACUCCCCCACCGGAAGUUCGCAGCCGGAAGUUUCUCUCCAACCGGAAGUUCCACCCCCCAAACCGGAAAUUGAUCAAACCGGAAGCGGAAACGCCGCCAUGAAGCUCCUCACGCACAACCUGCUCACAUCUCACGUCCGCGGCCUACAGCCCGGAGCCGGUUAUCCGUUCCACAUCCGGGCCUCUGAGGUCCGUGUCCGUUCGGUUCCGUUCAACGCGACCUUCGUGGCUCGGCUCAUCCCGAGGCUCCAUUGGGAAACGCUGCUGAGCGCGGCCGAGAGCGUGAGAACCGGAACCGGAAGUGGGGGGGAGGGGGGGAACGCUUAUUAUGGGGGAACCGGAAGUGGGGUGUUCGAGGGGGUGGGGAGGCUAAUUUUGGAGGACCGGAAGUGGUGGUGGUGGGAGGACCGGAAGUGAGGAGCUGGGGUUGAUUUGGGAGUGACCGGAAGUAGUGG